Lathyrus oleraceus (garden pea) is the source of this 1060-nucleotide messenger RNA. Its product is annotated as guanylate kinase 3, chloroplastic. Gene Ontology annotation, molecular function: GMP kinase activity. Lineage: Eukaryota; Viridiplantae; Streptophyta; Magnoliopsida; Fabales; Fabaceae. The record is from RefSeq and is a predicted model, not a curated record. The transcript has a single exon. Gene Ontology annotation, biological process: purine nucleotide metabolic process. Bases 99 to 947 code for a protein of 282 amino acids. Gene Ontology annotation, cellular component: cytosol.
UGUAUUCUUGUAUUCUUACAUUGUAUAUUUUGUAUAUACGAAACUGAAGCAAUAUAUGAUAGAAGUGGUAGUUGAUCUUAAUUACAGUAAUCUCCUCCAUGAUUCGUAGGCUUUUGAACUCUUCUCUCACUCGCCUCCCAUUUCCAUCUCUCGCACCACCGCCACCGCUCCCCAAACCAAAACCUAACAACUUCUCAUUCCGCCUCCGCAAUUCAACCACCCACAUGGGCGACGCCCGCCGACCUUCCCCCGUCCCCAUUCCAUCUCUCGAUAAAGCAGAUCGCUCCGAACUCCUCCGCGCUCUAGAAGCUUCCUUAGGCUCUUCCUUCACUUCCGAGCCUCUCAUCCCAAACCCUAACCCUCUCGUCAUCGUAAUUAGCGGCCCCAGCGGCGUCGGCAAAGACGCGCUAAUCUCCCGCCUCCGUGACUCCCGUCCUGGAAUCCACUUCGUCGUCACCGCCACCACUCGUCCCCGCCGUCCCAAUGAAAUCGACGGGAAGGACUAUUUGUUUGUUUCUAAGGAGGAGUUUUUGAAAAUGGUGGAGAAAGACGAGCUUCUCGAGUAUGCUUUGGUUUACGGUGAUUACAAGGGGGUUCCGAAGCAGCAGAUUAGGGAGUUUAUGGCGAGAGGGAAUGAUGUUGUGUUGAGAGUUGAUAUUCAAGGUGCGCAGACGUUGAGGAAGGUUUUGGGGAAAUCGGCUGUGUUUGUGUUUUUGACGGCGGAGAGUGAGGCUGCUUUGGUGGAGAGGUUGGUGGAUCGGAAUACCGAGACAAAAGAGUCUUUGCUUGUUAGGAUUAGUACUGCCAAGGAGGAGAUGAAGCAUGUGAGGAAUUUUGAUUAUGUUGUGGUGAAUGCUAAGGAUAAGCUUGAGAAUGCUGUGAACUUGUUGGAGUCAAUUAUUGAUGCUGAGAAAGCUAAGGUCUGUCAAAGGACUCUUCAUUUAUAGAUUCAUUGAUCAUAGAUAGAAAUUAGUUCGUGUUGAUGAAGCAUUUGUGUUGAUUCUUACUAUGUAGUUUUAAUUACAAUGUUUUAAUAUCAUUUGUUAAUUUCAUUUGUUGA